AUGGCCUCGUCGACAGAGAGUAUGCAUGCGGAGGAAGCUGCUCCCCUCGUCGGAGCCGUACCAGCACGGGAUGGCAAGGGGAAGCAACCAAAGGUGUUUUUGCCGCAACUUCAGCCGCGCCAGCUCACCAACGACCCUAACCAGAUGAGCAAGGCGGCCGCCGCGUCCACGGAGGCCGAGGAGGAUCGUCUGAUCCUGACACCUGAGCCAGCAGCAGCACUAGUGGUAGUGCCCCUCCGCCGCCGCGCGUGGGGGUGGUCACUCUUCCCUCGACGAGAUUUCAAGCGGAUCCGCGUCGGCCAGUCGCUGGAUGGAGAUGAAUUCGACGAUGAAUCGUUCAGCUUCAGGAGGAAGCCGGGGUACCUUGAGCGCUUAGAUAUGGAUCGCCGGCUCGUGAUAGAAUGCCUGCGCCACUACAACUCUAUGCAUCUGGGAAAUGAGUAUGAGCCUGCUUCUGGGGAGGUGACUCAAUCCUUCCAUAUUCAUAAUGGCAUUUGCUGGACUCAUGGCAACUUUGUUGCUUGUCAGAAGCGCUCUGGUUGCUUCUCCUUCCUGCCUGCUCCACGGACUCUCUUUUUUUUCGAGCUUGCUUAUAUAAAUGGUUUCAAUGGAGUCGUCACAUGCACCCCCUUGGAUGAACCAGUCACUGAAGCCUACAGUGUGUUGGGUUUCCCUCUUUGGUGGUCUACACGUCGUAGUGGCAAAUUGGAUUCCGUUUGUAAGACAUGCCACCGACGGUUAAUUGCUCCACAUCCUGGCAUAAGGAAGAUGUGAUUUCGGGUUAUCAAUGAAGACAACUUUGACGAUCAUGUAUAUGGUGAAUCAAGUGCAUGUCAAGAAAAAGGGCAGAUAGGAUUGCGAGCUAUACCAAGUGUCCAACGCAUUGAAACACUGGAUUGGUUUCGUCCGGUGAAAGUCUAAUCGUCUUUCUUCAUUAAUAUUGUACAUGUCACUAUUUUUGUUUA
Messenger RNA from Sorghum bicolor (sorghum), 965 nucleotides. RefSeq lists its product as uncharacterized. The record is from RefSeq and is a predicted model, not a curated record. The coding region runs from base 1 to 774 and encodes 257 amino acids. The transcript has 7 exons. Lineage: Eukaryota; Viridiplantae; Streptophyta; Magnoliopsida; Poales; Poaceae.